Molecule: messenger RNA, 1269 nt
Organism: Arabidopsis thaliana (thale cress)
Lineage: Eukaryota; Viridiplantae; Streptophyta; Magnoliopsida; Brassicales; Brassicaceae
Gene: IAA11
Product: indole-3-acetic acid inducible 11
Exons: 4
Coding region: 226-978 (250 amino acids)
Biological process (GO): regulation of DNA-templated transcription
Cellular component (GO): nucleus
Source: RefSeq, marked reviewed
AAAAAUGAUAAAAUUGGGCGAGAAAUAAGACUAAAAGUUAGGGAAGUGAAAAAGAGACAAAUCCCACCCGUCGUGUCUUCUUGUUCAUCCUUUGUUUCCCUUUUUCUUUCUCACUGUUUCUGCCUUACUUAAAGUCUCAAUCUUUGCUUCAAAUUCAACCCAUCUCUUUUUCCUCCCUUCCCUCACAAUCAAAAUCUUAAUUCUCAGCUUCUGGUUUUGUCGAAAAUGGAAGGCGGUUCCGCUAGUGGAUCGGCUUCGGCUUUGUCAAACGAUGAAAAUCUCGUCGUUUCUUGUGAGGAUUCUUCUUCUCCUAUAGGGAAUGAGCUUGAGCUUGGUCUUACGUUGAGCCUUGGUCGCAAAGGGUAUCGAGAUUGUAGGGUUUACGCUGAUGAUUCUUCUUCUUCUUCAUCAUCUUCUUCUCUGAGCAGAGCUAGCGUAAUUGCUGGGAUCAAGAGGACAGCUGAUUCCAUGGCUGCAACUAGUGGGCAAGUUGUGGGAUGGCCACCAAUAAGGACUUACAGAAUGAACAGUAUGGUUAACCAAGCUAAGGCUUCAGCCACUGAAGAUCCGAACUUGGAGAUAAGUCAAGCCGUAAACAAGAAUAGAAGUGAUUCAACAAAGAUGAGAAAUUCCAUGUUUGUUAAGGUGACUAUGGAUGGCAUUCCUAUUGGAAGGAAAAUCGAUCUGAAUGCUCAUAAAUGCUAUGAAUCAUUGUCAAACACUCUAGAGGAAAUGUUUCUGAAACCUAAAUUAGGUUCACGCACACUAGAAACCGAUGGUCACAUGGAAACACCGGUCAAGAUACUACCAGAUGGGUCUUCCGGAUUAGUACUAACGUAUGAAGACAAGGAAGGAGAUUGGAUGCUUGUUGGCGAUGUUCCGUGGGGGAUGUUUAUUGGUUCAGUGAGAAGGCUCCGGAUAAUGAAAACAUCGGAGGCUACUGGUAAAGGUACAUUUACUGAUUCGAUCAAAUCCUGAUAUCUGUAUUAAAAUCAUUGUUUUGUCGUUGUGACCGUGUUUGUGUGAUCCUUGUUUACAGCUCAGAUGAUAUUAUGAAGCAAAUAAUAAUCUACGAAGAACCCUUUAUGUUUGAAGCAGUAAUAAGACAGAUCACAGAUCAAAGAGAAGACAAAAACAUUGUAAGAAGCUUCUUCUUCUUCUCUCCCCUUUACAGUUUCUUUUUUGGCUCUGCCAUUUUUCUUUUAGUUAGUUAUAUGUUCUCUUUGUAAAUCACACUUUAAAAAUCUAUAAGAAAACCCUUUCUUGCAC